UGCCUUUUCAUUUUUUUAUAAAAUAAAAAUUAUAACCAUAUAUUUCGAUAUAUUAAUUGAAAAUAAUCUUAAUGCAACAAGUAACUAUCGAAUUAUUGUAUGUUCAAGAUCUUUUUUUUUUCUUUUCUAAAUUAAUUAACUACAAAUAUAAUUUCAUUUUACGAUUUGAUAUUUUUAAUACCAAAUGAAAAUCGGUUAUUACAUAUGACCGUGCGUAUAUUAAUUACUUAUAAAACAGUUAAUGAAUACAUGAUAAAAACUAGAUAUACCGUUUUUCUACACUCAUGCUAUUGAUUCGUGGUGUAUAAGCAAUACAUUUUUGAGGCUUCACUACCCCUCUUGAGAGAGUUCAUGUUGAAUAUACUCUAUCCCCUACCCUAUCUACAUCGUACAGGUGUAAGGAAAAAAAAAAGAGGAAAAGAGAAAAGAAAUAGCAGAGUUGUGGAGUCGCUGUGGUACCCACACGAACUUCUCAACCUGUAGUGAUUCAAUUACCAUUAGCCUAUUCUUCACUCAGUCUACCAUCAGUCUCAUUUAUUCAGUGUUUUAAUUAAUUAAACGACGGAAGCCAAAUAUUGCAAUGGAUUUAAAGGAAGAAGACGAAAGUGCGAACGAAAAUGGUAGACAAUUAUUUUUAGUGGGUGCACCGCGUGAUCCUCUAGUGUCCACUGGAGCGAUCGUUGCUUCUGCUGGAGCACCAGACGAGAUCAACUCUGCAGGAGAUCUACAGUCGACUGCUCUAGCUGGUCUGAUAGGCGCUCAAUCUUCCUCAGUUUGCUUUCCUACAAAAUUCUCGUAUGAUUUUUCAUCAAGUCCAGGAAGUGAAGAUAGGCAAUCAACUGGAGUCGGUAAAAGAAAACAGCGCAGAUAUCGUACCACGUUCACGAACUUUCAAUUGGAAGAAUUGGAAAGAGCAUUUCAAAAAACGCAUUAUCCUGAUGUAUUUUUUAGAGAAGAACUUGCUCUCCGUAUUCAAUUGACAGAAGCCAGAGUACAGGUAUGGUUUCAAAAUAGAAGAGCAAAAUGGCGAAAACAAGAGAAACAAUGUAAAGUAACCACUCACUUGACUUCGCAUUUGCCACCUUCUGAAUGCCAAGAAGUACAACAGCAGCAACAGCAGCAACAAUCAGAUCAUUUGUUAUUGGAACCACCAUUAGGUAGCCCACCACCCAUAUAUCUUGGCAUGGAAUGGGCAGGAUUUUCACCAUAUAGUAACACAGCUACUGCAUCAUCUCUUGUGGUUAAUAGUAUGAAUAAGCCAUUAGAAUCAGAGGCAGAUGAUAAUCCUUUGCUGGAUCCAGAAUUGUUGCAACUAAAAACUCCACGUUCCUAAUAGUACCAACCCAAAUCUAUGCUGUAGUGUAACUCAUUAAUAAUAUUCCUUAUAUUAUAUAAUAUUUUUAAAGAGCAAAGUGUCUGAUGCAAACAAUUCUUUGCAAUGUCACUUGAAUCUCACCAUGUAUCGUGCAAUAUAUGGCCAUCAAAAGUAUUAUAUACAUUAUGACCAGUUUUAUAACUGGUAUUUUAUAAUUUAAAAAAAUAAGGGACCAAAAACUUAUCAUCAUUAUUAAAUAACGAGAUAAAAAUUAGAAUUCAAACAUACUUAAAAUAUUGUUAUAUAGAUUUUGUAAAAAUAUAUCGAUUUGUUUCUUCAUAUGGAUUCAAUGAAUCUCGAGUAGUUAUAAUAAUAUAAUGUUAUAAUAAAAUCAGAAAUUAAAUUUUUACUCUUGGGAAACUAAUGAAACUGUCCCAGCAUAAAAUAGUAACAUCAUCUUUAUUCCGUGCACAUAUAUUACAAGUCAUUGAAUCAACUAAGUUAUUAAUCGGUCAAUUUAGGAGCAAGAAAGCAAUUCAGGAUGCUUUCUUUGAUCUUUCAAACGAGAGAUUUGAUUUAUUACUGAUAAAAGUAUUGUUUUUUCCGAUUAUAGAAAUGUAUUUAAUCAGAUAAAAUUUUGAGUAUUUAAUCAUCUUAUUAAAACAUUACCAAAAGUAUGAUAUUAUGAAUGAUCACAAAGCACCCUGAAUAAAAUAAAUUAAUGAUUGUGUCAGGUGGUACGAUAAAAUCAUGCGACGUACGAAUACUCAUCUGCAUUAUUUGGCGUACGUUCAAUAUAUUGUUUAUCUAUAAGAGCUUCGAUGCAUUUUUUGAUCAUGCUGAUUGAUGGUGCAAAUGUAACCUUAGAUUGACUUAGUACCUGGAAAAACAUUAUUACAUUCAAUUGAAUUGUUUAACUUAAUUCGCACGUAUUGAUGUUAAAAUAAAAUCUCACUUCUUGUACAA
This is a messenger RNA of Apis cerana (Asiatic honeybee), 2281 nucleotides long. RefSeq names its product homeobox protein ARX. Gene Ontology annotation, biological process: regulation of transcription by RNA polymerase II. Gene Ontology annotation, molecular function: RNA polymerase II transcription regulatory region sequence-specific DNA binding; DNA-binding transcription factor activity, RNA polymerase II-specific. NCBI's taxonomy places the organism in Eukaryota, Metazoa, Arthropoda, Insecta, Hymenoptera, Apidae. The record is from RefSeq and is a predicted model, not a curated record.